AUGACUGGUGCUCAGUGGAUAUCCAAGAUUACGUAACGACUAUUCAUUAUGGCAUUUAAACGAGAAAAAGAGAGGGAAAAUAAAUAAAACGUCAAUUCGACGCAACCAUCUCCAUCAGGAAAACGUGGGGUAUCCCACUGACCAUCCAGGGUACCUGUCGACAAAUACUUGAACGUCAUUAUGUCAUACGCAUGUACUGUACCCUCUACCGUUGUCUAACUUUAAAUUAAAAGUUCUAUCGAAACUGAUCGUGAGAGUCAGGGUUCGCCCCACCUAGAAGCAUAGAGAAAUUGCCAGUUAGAUAGUGAAACUCGUAGCGGCUAGUUAGCGACUGGGUAAGCCAGUAAGAAUAGUCACCUUAGGUGAGAUAGACUAAAACACAGCUGAUAAUGGCUGACGAGAGAGAACUCGACGCAUGUUAUGAAUUCGCGAAGAAGCUGGUCCUGGACGCAGGCAAGGUGAUAGCGGAGGCCAUUGACAAGGAUAAAAUUACAGAGAGUAAAGGAAUCGAUUGGGAUCUUGUCACGGAAUACGAUCGUAAAGUAGAGGACGUGUUAAUCAAAAGUUUAUCAAACGAAUAUCCUACGCACAAAUUCAUUGGAGAGGAGACAGUGGCGAGGGAAGGACGUCUACCGGAGCUCACAGACGAACCGACGUGGAUCAUAGAUCCCAUUGAUGGUACAGCAAAUUUCGUCCACAGAUUCCCGCUUACUUGCAUCUCCGUUGCUCUACUUCUUAAUAAGGUCACAGAAAUUGGCAUUGUUUACAAUCCUAUUUCGGAUCAAUUGUUUACCGCGCGACGAGGCAGAGGAGCUUUUCUCAAUGGAAGAGCAAUAGCAACAUCUCGCGUAAAAGAUUUGAUUCAAGCUCUUGUGGCUAUGGAACCAUGGAUUGCCAAAAAUGAACAUUACAGAGCCAAUGUUUAUAGAAGAAUGCAUGCUGUGAUUCAAGGCACUCAUGGUAUAAGGUCUUUGGGAACUGCUGCUUUGACUUUAUGUUAUGUAGCCAUGGGAGCAGUAGAGGCUUAUCAUGUAGAAAGUGUAGAUUCAUGGGAUGUGGCUGCUGGAAAAUUAAUUAUUGAAGAAGCUGGUGGAGUGGUUAUAGAUACCAAUGGUGGUAAAUUGGAUCUCAUGACACCCAGAGUAAUUGCAGCAUGUAAUAAAGAUAUGGCAGAUCAACUAGUACAACUUUUUAAGGAUACGAUCUCUAUAUCUUUAGAUGAAAACCUAAUGUGACUUCAAUUUUGUUUAUAAUCUAUAUUGUGGCAUUUGUUGCGGAUGUGGUGGAUAACUUUGCUGUUGCGAUGGUGGUUGCUGUUGUGGUGGCUGGGGCAUCGGUGGACCAGGAGGUGGUGGUCCACCUUGAUAUCCUUGCGUUGGACUAUGAGGAUGAUGCUGUG
This is a messenger RNA of Cephus cinctus (wheat stem sawfly), 1399 nucleotides long. Its product is annotated as inositol monophosphatase 2. Bases 390 to 1235 code for a protein of 281 amino acids. The record is from RefSeq and is a predicted model, not a curated record. Gene Ontology annotation, molecular function: inositol monophosphate 1-phosphatase activity. Gene Ontology annotation, biological process: signal transduction; inositol metabolic process; phosphatidylinositol phosphate biosynthetic process. The transcript has 7 exons. Lineage: Eukaryota; Metazoa; Arthropoda; Insecta; Hymenoptera; Cephidae.